AUGCGAACUCUCCAUUUAUUGAGUUAUCUUUUGGCAAUAGCAUGGGCUGAUCUAUUCACGGCAACUGCCGAUUUACAGCACAUGUUGGGUGCCGAGAAAAACAUCGUACCGGUGAUCAACGAUUACAUUGAGGCCGAACAGGAAAGAUUGGAACAAUUGAAAAAAUUCGCUGAAGAGUACAACACAAGGAAUGCAGAGGCACAAGAAGUGGGCACGGAAUUUGUGACGAAUCCGAUCAAUGCUUUUCUUCUCAUCAAAAGAUUGACAUCUGAAUGGAGACAGGUGGAGGAGAUGAUGCGGAAUAAUCAUGCACAUCGAUUCAUCAAAAAUAUUACGGUGAGACGAGAGGAAAAUGAGGUAAAAUUCCCGGGUGAGGAAGAUCUGUCGGGAGCCGCGAUUGCUCUGCUUCGACUUCAAGAUGUUUACAAAUUGGACACACACGAUCUAGCGAAUGGAAUGAUUCGAGGAGAAAAAGUCGGACACAAACUGAAUGCACAUGAUGUUUUCGAGGUUGGCCGAGCUGCCUACAAUGCAAAAGAUUACUAUCACUGUUUGAUGUGGAUGCAAGAAGCGCUGAAUAGGUUGGAAAACGAGAAUCCACAAACAAUUGAGGAGUCGGAGAUUUUGGAAUACCUCGCCUAUUCACUGUAUCAACAGGGAAAUGUGAGAAGAGCGCUGACAUUGACAAAGAAAUUGGCCCGAAUCGCGCCAGGUCAUCCAAGAGCUAGAGGAAACAUCAAAUGGUAUGAGGAUCGUCUUGAUGGAAAAGAAUUACAAGGAGAUUUACCACCAGUUGUCAAUAAGAGAGUUGAAUGGGAUGGAAUCCCGGAAAGAGACGCAUAUGAAUCGCUGUGUCGCGGAGAGGAAAAAAAGCCGACACCUGAAGAACAACGAAAACUUUAUUGCUAUUAUAAAAAUGAUCGUCCCUUCUUAAAGAUUGCUCCAAUCAAAGUUGAAAUCAUUCGACACAAUCCACUUGCCGUUUUGUUUAAACAAGUUGUCAGUGAUCGGGAGAUCGCUGUCAUUCAAGAUUUGGCAAGACCAAAAUUGAAACGAGCAACGGUGCAAAAUGCGGUGACAGGAGAGCUUGAACAUGCAUCGUAUCGAAUCUCAAAGAGUGCUUGGCUAAAAGAGAUGGAGAGUGAAGUGGUUGCAAGAGUGAAUCGACGAAUUGGUGAUAUGACAAAUCUGAAUCAAGAAACUUCUGAAGAUUUACAGAUAGCUAAUUAUGGCCUUGGCGGUCACUAUGAUCCACAUUACGAUUUUGCGAGGAAAGAGGAGACAAAUGCCUUCAAAACUCUCGGAACUGGCAAUCGAAUUGCUACAGUAUUAUUUUAUAUGUCUCAGCCGGAUCUCGGUGGAGCCACAGUUUUCAACAAACUUGGAAUUGCCUUUUUCCCAUCAGUUCACGACGCACUCUUCUGGUAUAAUUUGAAACGAAAUGGUGAUGGAGAUAUGCGUACCCGUCAUGCUGCUUGUCCUGUGUUGCUUGGAGUGAAAUGGGUGUCGAACAAAUGGAUCCACGAGCGCGGCCAAGAAUUCACUCGUCCCUGUGGAUUGGAUGAAGAUGUUUAUGAACGUUUCGUUGGAGAUCUUUCACCCAUGCAUCGACCAAUC
Mesorhabditis belari is the source of this 1617-nucleotide messenger RNA. The record is from the annotation of a GenBank genome assembly. NCBI's taxonomy places the organism in Eukaryota, Metazoa, Nematoda, Chromadorea, Rhabditida, Rhabditidae.